AUGAAAAUCACUGCGCAAUCUGCUGAUGGUCUAGCUGACCAGGAAUACCAAGUUCUCGAGGCAGGGUUUGCCGAAGGGCCUGAUGGUUCAGGCUUGGCCGUUAUCUUUCAGCGUGAUCUCCUCGCAGAAGGUCCAUGGAACGGGGAUCGCGAAACCGAUGAUUACUUCAACAACAGCUACUGCGUAACCCUUGGAUCGGGUUUCGGCAGCGUGGAGGGCUUUAACAAGGUUCUCUACCACACUGGUCUAACCGGUCGCCUACUCCUCGUUACUAUUAUAAUCUCUCUCGGGCUCACUAUGUUUGUCUACGCCAUGGAUGAGGGGGUGACCCAACAGUUCACCAUGAUUGCGGCCUCCUCUUUUCAUAUGCACGCCCAGCUAGGCGCCGUGAACACCGCCAGCACUGUCAUUAACGGUAUCUCCAAGCCAGUGAUUGGCAAGCUGGCAGACGUCUUGUCCCGUCCGACAAGCUAUAUCAUCUCUCUACUAUUCUACGUUGUAGGAUAUGCUGUCGCGGCCAGUUGCACGAACUUCGUGGCCUACACCGUUGGCGUUGCCCUGACUGCAGUUGGAAAGGCUGGCCUAAACAUCCUCUGCCAAAUCAUUGUUGGUGACUUGACGACCCUGCAAUGGCGUGGUUUCUGGACCAGCAUGAUCAUCGCUCCCUACCUCGUGACCACUUUCACCAAUGGCUUCGUUGUUGAUGCCUUUGUCCCAGAUGAGUGGAGAUGGGGUCUGGGCAUGUUUGCUAUUAUGGUCCCGGUUCUGCUAACCCCAGCGAUCAUAGCAUUAUACGGAACGCAACAGAGAGCUCGCAGGAUGGGAAUCAUGGGGAGCAGUUCGGCAGAGAAAGGAGAACAAACCACACUAUAUACUGCCUGGCAAUGCCUAGUUGCGAUUGAUAUUCCGGGCCUCGUGUUACUCGGGUUUUCCUUCUCGUUGAUCCUUCUCCCUCUAUCACUCGCCGAGUCUGCCGAGAACGGCUGGAACAACCGCAGCAUGAUAGCCAUGGAAGCGACUGGCUUUGCCAUUCUCGUGCUGUUUGUUGUGUUUGAGAUCUACUUAGCACCCAAACCUAUGAUGACGAAGCGAAUCAUCGCAAAUAAGGUGUUCCUAGCUGCAUUGGGUGCCAACCUUUUCGACCAGAUGACAACUACUCUCGGCAGCAACUAUUUCUCGUCGUAUAUCUAUAUCAUCAAGGGCUGGAAUAACUACACCUGGACGGUCUUCACUGGGGCCAGGAAUCUUGCGAUCACUAUCUUUAGCCUAGUUGGUGGUUUCCUCCAGGUCCGAUACCACCGCUAUAAAACGCAGAUGAUUAUUGGGGCCGUGCUCAAGGUCGUUGGCUACGCUACCUGUUUCACAAGCAACCAGCGAAGCACCCAAAGCACGGCGGCCCUCGCCAUCUCACAGGUACUCCUGGGAACAAGCGCUCUGACUGCCCUGGGGUCUCGCAUCGGAGCGAUGGCCUCCGUUCCUCAUGAGGACAUGGCAUCGAUCAUCGCGGCCUAUUUUCUCUGGACGUACCUGGGUAGUGCUGCCGGGUAUGCCAUUGCCUCCGCAAUCUGGACGGAUAAGAUGCUCGGAUUUAUGCGCGAUGAGCUUCCAGAUACGCCAGACAGUACACUCAAGAAGAUCUAUGGCUCGGUGGACAUUCUUCGCACCCAGUAUGACCUUGACGAUCCAAUUCGUGAGGGGGCCAUUCGAGCUUAUACGCGCACCAACGGCAUCAUUUUCAUUGUCGCUGCUGCGAUCUCCACGCUGUCUAUUCUCUGUUCCUUCCUAAUGCCCGACUAUUACCUUGGUAAGCAGCAGAAUGCAGUCACCAAUUUAGGGCUGGAUGGCAAACCGGUGGAUAUUCCCACAUGUGGCAAGAACGAACGAAGCUUUUGGACUCGUAUUAAGUAUAUUAUCUCAAGGAGACGUAGUUAA
Aspergillus oryzae RIB40 is the source of this 1932-nucleotide messenger RNA. RefSeq lists its product as uncharacterized. NCBI's taxonomy places the organism in Eukaryota, Fungi, Ascomycota, Eurotiomycetes, Eurotiales, Aspergillaceae. Gene Ontology annotation, biological process: transmembrane transport. Gene Ontology annotation, molecular function: transmembrane transporter activity. The transcript is spliced from 3 exons. The record is from RefSeq and is a predicted model, not a curated record. The coding region runs from base 1 to 1932 and encodes 643 amino acids.